AUGGCCAGUGGAGAGUUCAGGCCAUUGCUGUUCUUGGCUGCAAUCGGUUAUGUCGUCAUCUCCGUGUCAUCACAGACAUCUUCACGGAAUACCGCCCGUCGCAUAGAGCAUAUCUCCGUGGGUGACGCCGGAGUAUGGGGCAUCAACAAAGAGGGUAAUGUCUUCUACAGGAUCGGGACAUUUCGGAGGGAAGACGUCGUCGGGCGAUCCUGGCAGCCUGUGGACGGCCGAAUGAAACAGCUAGAAGUAGGUCGUAAUGUCAUUUGGGGUGUUGACGGGGCUUUCGGUGUUUUCAUCAGGGCUGGGAUUAUUAAGUCGAACCCUGAGGGUUGUGCCUGGGUACAAGUCCAAGGAAGGAUGAAGCAAGUCAGUGUCAGCAGAAAGGGGCACGUUUGGGCCGUAGACGUCAAUAACGACGUGUUCGUGCGAGUUGGUGCAAACAUAGGUAACCCAGAAGGGGACAAAUGGAGUUACGUUUCGGGAAAGAUGGCCCAAAUUUCCGUGGGAAUGUCGGGGGUUUGGGCCGUUGAUGACACUAAUAGAGUAUUCUACAGACAGGGCACCUUUGGAGAUACCGGAACAGUCGGAACUGCCUGGACCACUGUGGACGGGUACUUCAAACACGUCACUGCCGGUGAGGGUACUGUGUGGGGGGUGACGAUAAACAACGAUAUCUUCAGACGCAUGGGGGUGACUCGCCAGAACCCGAUAGGACUCCGAUGGGAAUACGUCCCCGGAAAACUCAAGCAAAUAGACAUGGGCAGAUUGACCGUAUGGGGGGUGAACAAUGAGGGGAACAUAUUUACCAGCUUUAUCUAA
Molecule: messenger RNA, 819 nt
Organism: Liolophura sinensis
Lineage: Eukaryota; Metazoa; Mollusca; Polyplacophora; Chitonida; Chitonidae
Product: perivitellin-2 31 kDa subunit-like
Exons: 2
Coding region: 1-819 (272 amino acids)
Source: RefSeq, a predicted model, not a curated record